Lasiodiplodia theobromae is the source of this 1080-nucleotide messenger RNA. RefSeq names its product Integral membrane protein. The transcript has 3 exons. Gene Ontology annotation, cellular component: cytoplasm; nucleus. Gene Ontology annotation, molecular function: protein tag activity; ubiquitin protein ligase binding. Gene Ontology annotation, biological process: protein ubiquitination; modification-dependent protein catabolic process. Bases 1 to 1080 code for a protein of 359 amino acids. Lineage: Eukaryota; Fungi; Ascomycota; Dothideomycetes; Botryosphaeriales; Botryosphaeriaceae. The record is from RefSeq and is a predicted model, not a curated record.
AUGUAUCAACGCGAGGCGAUGUGGAUCAAGUUCAAAUCAAGCCGAGCCUUCGCCAUCAAAAUUUUCGUUGGAGGCAUAAAUGCCGUCUCUGGAGAGCCCCAGCAUGAAGACGAAGCAUGCCAGCGUCGACUUCUAGAGAAGUACGAGAGCGGACAAUGCGUCCAGGACUACGUCGUCUCCCCCCAGCAGCCUUGGCUGGACGGAAUCGCCGACAGGAAUGGUACCGUGAGGCAAUUUGUUGCUAUGCCUCUUGGUAGUGGAUAUUCCGUGGAGGCGCAGAUCACUGGCGAGGAGAUGAAGGGUGGUAUCCAAAUCCAAGUGACGCCACAGCACCGACCUUCGAUACUUUCAGGCAUGCGUGAAGCCGAUCUCCCCGAGGUGUUUGUCAAAACGCUCGCCAGCGGCAUGUGUACGAUCCGUACACCAUUGGAUACUACUACAAUACAGGAUCUGAAGAGCCUCAUUGAGGACAAGACGGCGAUUCCUCCAGAUCAACAACGCUUGAUCUAUAGCGGCAGGCAACUUGGGGGCUGUAGAACCAUGUCUGAAAACGGUAUAAUCAAGGGCAGCAGUCUGCACUUGGUGCUCCGGUUGCGAGGAGGAGGCGGAGGAGAGCUAACCCUUAGAGAUCAAGAGAAGAUGGGCCUUGCAGCCGGCGGUCGCAUCAAGCAAUCUAUCGUCCGCGACACCACAGUCCCAACAUUUUGGGAUGGCGCUCGCACCACUACAGCCAAUAUCCAUAUCGUCAACUCCACUGUGUUCAAGCAGAUCACUGGCAUCGAUCCUCCCGAAACGCCUAUCACGGCCAAGACAUAUGAGGAAGCCGGUCUUCCAUACUUCGACAUUUGGAACGAGAAGCCUUCGGGGAUCAAAGGCGGCUUCGAGGGUGUCAGGUCUGUCAACCAGAUUGACAAAGAGAGCGAGCAGAACGGCGCUACCAGAGCCGCAAUCCAAGAGGUGGAAAAUUCGACAAGCCAUCCGAUUGUGAAGCUAGACCGCUGCGGCAAAAGGCAGAGAUUCCGUCACGUGAAGGAUCUGGAGGAAGAACUGGAGGAGUUGCUCAAUAUUUCGGACACUUGA